GUUGAAGUGCUUCUGUACUGAGGAAUGGGCUAAACAUCCUACGAGCGGUUGUGCAGGACUGAUCAACAGUUAUUAGAAACACUUACUGCUGUUACUGCUGCAAAAGAUAUGAGUAAAGCAGUGAUGCAAUAAACUAAAGAAAGCGGACAAUGUUGCCAGACCAUCUGCAUCAGUUUAUUCUUGGCAUAUUGAAAAAAAAAAGGAAUUCUGUGAUGUGCAUUCCACCCACUCUAAUUGGAAACAAAUUAGAAAUUAGACUCCUGACCAAUCAGCGCGGUCGGUGAGUGAGGGGUGUGAUGUGAUUGGCCGGCUCAGAAGCCCGCACCACUCAGAGCUGCACUGUUCGCCGGAGUGAAGCGAGCUUUCCUGCGGACACCGGAGGCGUCUCUCCCCGCCCGUGCAUCAGGUUCCGCGGCUGCAUACUAACCAGUGCUCAGCAUGACCACCGCGGCGCACACACAGGAGCUGUUCCGUCGCGCGGACGCCGUCUGCUUCGACGUGGACAGCACCGUGAUCCGCGAGGAGGGCAUCGACGAGCUCGCCAAGUUCUGCGGCGUCGGGGACGCGGUCACGGAGAUGACCCGGAAGGCCAUGGGCGGCUCGGUCUCAUUCCAGACAGCCCUGAGUGAGCGUCUGUCCAUCAUCAAGUGCUCGAGGGAGCAGGUCAACAAGCUGAUCACUGACCACCCGCCCCAGCUGACCCCAGGGGUCAAGGAGCUGGUGGAGAAGCUUCAUCAGCGCGGCGUCCAGGUGUUCCUCAUCUCCGGAGGCUUCCGCUGCAUCGUGGAGCACGUGGCCUCGCAGCUCAGCAUCCCUCUCCAUCACGUCUACGCUAACCGCCUCAAGUUCUUCUUCAACGGGGAGUACGCCGGCUUCGACGAGUCCCAGCCCACAGCUCAGUCCGGAGGGAAGGGGCGGGUCAUCAGCAUGCUGAAGGAGGAGUACGGCUUCAGGAACGUGGUGAUGGUUGGAGACGGAGCCACGGAUCUGGAGGCCUGUCCUCCUGCGAGUGCUUUCAUAGGCUUCGGGGGGAACGUGGUGCGUCCGCAGGUGAAGGAGAAGGCCUCGUGGUACGUCACCAGCUUCGGAGAGCUGCUCAAGGAGCUGGAGAAGAUCUAGAGAGCAGAGAUCUAAAAUCAUGCACUAGCUUUGUGCCUUUCCUAGUUUUACCUAACGCACAAUUUUUAAUGAUCAGAUGUUUUUAGAGUUUAUUGAAAGGAUUGUUUAUAUAGAAGAUGAUGCGCACCAGCCGAGGUCCGGUGUACUGUACAGUUAGUGUUUUAACUGAUGAAACUGGACUAAUGUUUAACACUAUAUCAUGUCUUCAUCAUGUGACUGUCUACUUCACUAAGUGUAUUUGAAGAGAGAAUAAACAGAAGUAACAGCU
This is a messenger RNA of Carassius gibelio (silver crucian carp), 1387 nucleotides long. It is a transcript of the gene psph, whose product is annotated as phosphoserine phosphatase. Gene Ontology annotation, cellular component: cytoplasm. Lineage: Eukaryota; Metazoa; Chordata; Actinopteri; Cypriniformes; Cyprinidae. The record is from RefSeq and is a predicted model, not a curated record. Gene Ontology annotation, biological process: dephosphorylation; L-serine biosynthetic process. Gene Ontology annotation, molecular function: L-phosphoserine phosphatase activity; magnesium ion binding. Bases 439 to 1119 code for a protein of 226 amino acids. The transcript has 8 exons.